This is a messenger RNA of Arvicola amphibius (Eurasian water vole), 569 nucleotides long. Its product is annotated as peptidyl-prolyl cis-trans isomerase H-like. Gene Ontology annotation, molecular function: peptidyl-prolyl cis-trans isomerase activity. Lineage: Eukaryota; Metazoa; Chordata; Mammalia; Rodentia; Cricetidae. The record is from RefSeq and is a predicted model, not a curated record. The coding region runs from base 7 to 540 and encodes 177 amino acids. The transcript has a single exon. Gene Ontology annotation, biological process: protein peptidyl-prolyl isomerization. Gene Ontology annotation, cellular component: intracellular membrane-bounded organelle.
GGGGCCAUGGCGGUGGCAAAUUCAAGUCCAGUCAAUCCGGUGGUCUUCUUUGAUGUCAGCAUUGGCGGCCAGGAAGUUGGUCGCAUGAAGAUCGAGCUGUUUGCAGACGUGGUACCUAAGACGGCAGAGAACUUUAGGCAAUUCUGCACUGGAGAGUUCAGGAAAGAUGGUGUUCCGAUCCAGUACAAAGGAAGCACCUUCCAUAGGUUCAUAAAGGAUUUCAUGAUUCAGGGUGGAGAUUUUGUUAAUGGAGAUGGUACUGGAGUCGCUAGCAUUUACCGCGGUCCAUUUGCAGAUGAAAGUUUUAAACUUAGACACUCGGCUCCAGGCCUGCUUUCCAUGGCAAACAGUGGUCCCAGUACAAACGGCUGCCAGUUCUUUAUCACAUGUUCUAAGUGUGAUUGGCUGGAUGGGAAGCACGUAGUGUUUGGAAAAAUCAUUGAUGGACUUCUGGUGAUGAGAAAAAUCGAGAAUGUUCCCACGGGCCCUAACAAUAAGCCCAAACUGCCAGUGGUAAUCUCCCAGUGUGGGGAAAUGUAAUCUAGACCAAGACUGAACCAGGUCUUCUG